AUGUACUUUGUGUAUGUUGUGCGUACUCUUGAGUGUGUGUGUGUGGUACGCUAUUAUGUUGUGUACGUUGUCCGGCAUGUACGGGUGCACAGUGAUCCCAACCGCUUUAUCAGGGGGGAACCGCCCACCAUUUGGACCCUGCGCAAACGAGUGUUUGGGUGUCCCUGUGGCCCGCUACGGGAUAUCCUCUCCUCCCCUGCUCCCCCUCCCCCUCCUCCUCCUCCUCCUCCUCCUCCUCCUCCUCCCCCUUUUCCUCCUCCUCCUCCUCCUCCUCCUCCUCUCCCUUUUCCUGGGGUCCAGGCGGCGGGCGCCGCCGUGCCGGCCCCUCGAGCGGACCUCGCGUGGGUAGCUGCUGAGGACGCCGAGGACCUGGCGAAAGGCACUGAGGUCGAGAUCACGGUUGACACCAUCUCUGCGGGCGACAGGGCCAUCAUGCCAUGGAAGGGAGGCUUCGUCGCGCUGCGGCAGAUGACUCGCCCCGAGGUGUAUCCCUUCACCUACGAUGACCUGCGUGUGCAGCCCGUGCGUUUCGACUCGAGCGGAACGCGCAGGGUCACGUUCAGCGAGGGGACGCUCAACGUUUUGGCUUCCCCGGCCGCCAUCUCUUCCUUCAGGCCCACGGCUGCUCAUCGUGCUGCCCAUGGCCAAGUUUUGUCUACGUUGGCGGCAAGGCCUACUUGCACAUCCUUGUACAAAGACCGCGAAGCCCUCCAGGCGCUUUGUGGAUCGGAGUUCUCCUAUGCUGGGGGGGGCUCCAGUUGCAGCGUGGAGCCGUAUGAUCGAGGCCGGGUCUCGAUGCCAGCAGCGGGGGCUUCGCCUCCGUGGCUAGCAGAUGUCAUCGACGAUUCCGGCAGAGGCGUAGUCGACGGCUUCACCACCGCGAUGCUCCGCUCGCCCGUCGAGAUGGGAGCCAUCAUGGAGCAGCAGGCACAUAUUAAGCCCUACAUGGGCGUGAGGCUCAAGAGGGACAGGUUGCUAUACUACCAGUUCGUCCGCGACCUAUUCGAGUCCAAUCUUGUGGAUUUCGGGACGGACGCUUUCGAGACCAUCCGCAUGGCGAGUGGCUCGGCGUUCGCAGGUUUGCAGAUCCCGCCGGAGCUGCAGGAGCAUGGCAUGUGGGGUGCCGGCUCCGACAUCGCGGACUACUUCUUUUGGCUCGCCAUGCCGCCUGACCUGCGGCCCUUCUUUGCACUGCCGCCUGUGCCAGGCGCUCUGUUGCUCGAGUGGGGUGUCCCCGCUGCCUUGGGCGGGACACUCCAUGGCCUUUUAGAGGUCAGACCUCGCCUUCGCUCCGUGCCGAUGGGCUGGACCUGGGCGAUGUGGCUGGCGCAGCGUGUGCACAUGCAUCAGAUCUGUCUUGCGUUGCCCUGGGCGCCCUCGAGACUCAUGGAGGAGGGGGCCCCUGUUCCUGAAUGGCGCUCGGAUCUCCCAGUUCUGAAUGUAUAUUGUGACAAAGGGGUUCUUGCGACGAGCCCCAAGAUGGCGAGGGAGACUCGGGAUGCCGUCACUGUCCAGCUCGUCAAGUCAGGCUUUGUCGUUCACGAGGUCUUCGGUCCCGUUAGGCAGUUCACCGCUCUGGGUUACCACAUCGACGGGGAGGCUAUGAAGGUCUGGGUCGAUCCGAUGCGCAGGGAGCGAAUUGCUGCCGCUGCCCGAGCUCUGUCGCGACGGCCUCGGAUCACAGGUUUGGCGUUGAGUCGGUUCAUCGGUCAUUGCAUCGCCGCUUUCCUCAUCUUCCGCCCUGGGCUCUCGGUAUUUAGGCGCAUGUAUGACUUCGCUGCUAAGUUGGGGGCUGCUCCAGGACGUCUCUGGGCUGAGGCCGCUCACGAGGCUCGUCAGGUGUCGUAUCUCAUCCAGGUCACCAUGUCGGAUCUCUGCCUGGAGUGGUCGGAGAGGGUCCUCGCUACCGAUGCGUGUCUUUCGGGGUUUGCCGUUGCCGCUACGCGCUGGCCUCAGGAGGUCAUCAAGGAGCACGGGUCCGUCCGAGAGAAGUGGAGGUAUCGGAGCCGUCUGCCGUCUGCGACUGCACCUCGCGAUGCUGCCCUGCCUGCUUUCGGCGACCCCUUCAGUGACAUCAACACCGUAAAGACCAUCGCCGAGCCGAAAGCUAUUUCGACGUACGAGCCGAACCCCGAUUUCGCCGAGAUCGACCCGGGAUACCUCAGGAAGGAAGACUGGAAGCUACAGUAUGCCUCAAGGUUUCGUGGUCGUGAUGGCCCUAUCUCAGUACUAGAGAGUGUCGGUGUGGCCUCUGGGGUUCGUCAUACUACGAGGGGCCUCUAUGGGUUUCGAAGGCGACACCUCCUACUAGGGGACAACCUGGGCACUGUGCUGGCCAUGGAGAAGGGCAGGUCGUCGUCGUUCUCUCUCAACAAGUCAUGCCGCAAGACCGCAGCCUUUUCAGUGGCUUCGGGGUCGCGUUACGUGUACCGCUGGAUCCCUUCAGAGAGCAACCAUGCCGACGAGGGCUCCCGCCUCUGGGAGCCGCGCCGGCGCUCCGCCUGUGCAGCGGACCCUCCGCCCGGCGCAGGGGCCACCAUCUCGCUCGCGGAGACGACGCUCGCCUCUGGGGACGCCACGAGAGAGGCCCGGGCAGCCUCCCGCGCUUCUCUGGCGGGCAGCGCCCGGGCCAAGGCCGUGGAGGGGCGGGGCACCUUCCUCGAGUCCAGUUCGGUGAGCACCAAGACGUACAAGGACUACGAUCAGCGCCACUCGGAUUUCCAGGAGUGGAUCGCCCAGAACCGGCUGUCGACCAAGUUGGAGAGGCAGCCCGACCUCGUGCUCACGGACUACAUCAACCACAUGUGGACGACGGGGCACGACGUCUCGGAGGGAACGAAGGUGCUGGCUGCCUACAUGUACUUCUACCCCGACUACUCGAAGGCCGGGAGGCAUGUCCUCCCGCGGGCCCGCAAGGCCCUCCGGGGCUGGAGGAGGCUCGAGCCGGGCAGGACCAGGCCGCCGAUCCCGCUGCACCUGCUCGCGCUGCUGUGGCUCGAGAUGAUCCACAUGGGGUCCCCUCUCAUGGCUCUGGCGUUGGUCACGAUGUGGGUCGCAUACCUGCGGCCAGGGGAGGCCCUGUGGAGCCUGCGCAUGCACGAGGAGCUGGAUCAGCACCCUUCCAAGGCCAACCUCUUCGAGGAGAGCCUGGUGCUGGACUCGGCCGACCUCCCAUGGCUGGGGGACCUGCUGGCAGGACUCAGGAAGGGGCAACCAGACAGGCUGUUCUUCGACUUCAAGUGCCCGCUCCUCGGCCAGGCCAUGGUGGGAGCGGCCAAGAAGGUCGGUCUGGAGAAGCUCAAGAUCACCGCGUAUCACAUGAGGCACUCCGGCCCCAGCCACGACAUCCUGUUCAAGAGAAGAUCGUUGGCAAGCGUCAAGGCAAGGGAUCUGUGGCUCUCCGAUCGCACGGUGAGGAGGUACGAGGCCCACGGACGCCUCCUCCAACAACAGGCAAAGGUGUGCCGGGCCGUCGAGGUCGGCCAGGGGUGCCGGGCCGUCGAGGUCUUCUCAGGCUGUGGGAGGCUCUCGCAAGCUCUCGCCAGCGCCGGCGUCCCAGCAGAGGCCUGGGACAUCGAGCAAGGCGAGGCGGCUGACUUUCUGAGGAUUGAGUCUCUACGCAAGCUGGAGAAAGAGAUUGUGGACCGCGUCAUCAGUUUCGUCUGGUUUG
Molecule: messenger RNA, 3670 nt
Organism: Prorocentrum cordatum
Lineage: Eukaryota; Dinophyceae; Prorocentrales; Prorocentraceae
Source: the annotation of a GenBank genome assembly